AUGGUCAAGCGAAGCAAGUUACUUCAGGCUCUCGAUGCCCACAAGGGCCGGGAUUUCGAGGCAGAGAAGCAGAAGAAAUUGAUCAAGACCGCCGAAAAGAAGAAGGCUAAGAAGGCUGCUGUCGCCGCCCCCGAGGACAAGGUUGUUGAGGAGGAGAAGGAAGAGGAGAAGGAGGAAGAGAAAGAGGAAGAAAAGGCCUCCAGCUCUGACGCCGAAGAGGAAGAAGAAGAGGUCGACCAGGAUGAGGAGAUGGAAGAUGAGGAAGAAGAGGAAGAAGACAUCCCGCUCUCCGACCUCGACGAAGACGAGCGUGAGGAUGUCGUUCCUCACCAACGUUUGACAAUCAACAACUCUGCCGCUAUCACCUCCGCCCUCAAGCGCAUUUCCUUCAUCGGCCCUCAGACCCCAUUCUCAGAGCACAACUCCAUAGUCUCGAAAGAGCCAAUUGAGAUCGAAGACGCCAAUGACGAUCUGAACCGUGAAUUAGCCUUCUACAAGGUCUGCCAGGUUGCUGCUACCCAGGCUCGUACCCUGCUGAAGAAGGAUGGCAUUCCUUUCACACGACCAGGCGAUUACUUCGCGGAGAUGGUGAAGAACGAUGAGCACAUGGCCUUGAUCAAGAAGAAGCUUUACGAAGAGGCUGCUAGCAAGAAGGCUUCUGCUGAGGCUCGUCGCCAGCGUGAUCUUAAGAAGUUCGGCAAGCAGGUCCAGAACUCCAAGUUGCAGCAGAGACACAAGGAGAAGCGCGAGAUGUUGGAGAAGAUCAACACCCUGAAGAAGAAGCGCAAGGCUGAUGGCUCUGCCCCUACCGACGACGCCAAUGAUAUGUUCGACAUUGCCAUUGACGAGGUCACCAAGCCCGAGAAGAAGCGUAGCCGUGGCGAGGGCCGUGGUGAUGGCCCCGGUAGCUCGAAGCGCCAGAAGAAGGACUCCAAGUUCGGAUUCGGAGGCAAGAAGCGCCAUGCUAAGAGCGGUGAUGCUAUGUCCAGCGGUGAUCUGAGCAACUUCUCCGCUAAGAAGAUGAAGGGUGGCGCAAAGCGACCCGGCAAGAGCAAGAGAGUCCAAGCCAAGGGACGCAACUAA
Penicillium vulpinum is the source of this 1083-nucleotide messenger RNA. RefSeq names its product EBP2 family rRNA-processing protein. The record is from RefSeq and is a predicted model, not a curated record. Gene Ontology annotation, cellular component: nuclear periphery; preribosome, large subunit precursor; nucleolus. Bases 1 to 1083 code for a protein of 360 amino acids. NCBI's taxonomy places the organism in Eukaryota, Fungi, Ascomycota, Eurotiomycetes, Eurotiales, Aspergillaceae. Gene Ontology annotation, biological process: rRNA processing; ribosomal large subunit biogenesis. The transcript is spliced from 2 exons.